Molecule: messenger RNA, 4202 nt
Organism: Hippoglossus stenolepis (Pacific halibut)
Lineage: Eukaryota; Metazoa; Chordata; Actinopteri; Pleuronectiformes; Pleuronectidae
Gene: alox12
Product: arachidonate 12-lipoxygenase
Exons: 15
Coding region: 222-2252 (676 amino acids)
Biological process (GO): lipid oxidation; linoleic acid metabolic process
Molecular function (GO): iron ion binding; arachidonate 12(S)-lipoxygenase activity; arachidonate 15-lipoxygenase activity
Source: RefSeq, a predicted model, not a curated record
UACAAAAGGGACUGACUGAGUGGAGCUGAGACACACCUCAGACCAGGAAACAAUUGUAGACACUAGACACUAGACAGUAGACACUUGUGAGAAUUUCUAACACAGAGAAAGAAGAUAUAAAAGACAGGGUGAGAGGAAAAGCGUGGGAAGUAUAAGAAUACAAACGAAGUCAAAGGGAAUCCAGAGAGAAAGAAGUGCCCAGUGAUACACACUGGACUAAGAUGGAAGACUACACUGUAGCAGUAGCGACUGGUACAUCUGCGUAUUCAGGUACUAACAACUACAUCUUUCUGACCCUGGUGGGAGAGAAAGGGGAGAGUGAACGCACCCUGCUUGAUAACCCCGGACUGGACUUCUGUCGAGGAGCAGUGGACAAGUACAAAGUGACUAGUCCUUCUCCUUUAGGCUCCCUGCUACUGGUCAGACUGGAGAAACAGAGGUAUUGGGUGGAAGACAACUGGUUCUGUCGCUAUGUCACAGUGGAGCAUUUCGGUGGGGACACAGUGGUUUUCCCCUGUUACCGCUGGCUUAUAGGAAACGUCAACUUGGAGAUAAGACAGGGAAAAGCUAAGACACUCAGGGAUGAGUCCAUAGCUCAGCUGCUGGCACAUAGGAGGACAGAACUGCAGGAGAGACAGAAGAUUUACAGAUGGCAAACAUGGGCUCCAGGGGUUCCCAGAUGUAUUGACGCUAAAACAGAGGCAGAUUUACCGCAAGACAGCCGUUUUGAAAAUGAAAAGAGAAGCGACUUUGAACAUUCCUUGCAUUAUGCUUUGCUGGAGUUGUCUCUGAAAAAGUUGGUCAUCAUGUUUGGAAAGUCCUGGAGUGACCUGGAUGAUUUCAAACAGAUCUUCUGGAAGCUGAAAAGCCCAAUAGCUGAGUACUGUAUGGAGCACUGGAAGGAGGACUGGUUCUUUGGAUACCAGUGUUUGAAUGGCUCCAACCCAAGGAUGAUCCAGAGGUGCAAGAAACUGCCAGAGAACUUCCCUGUCACGUCAGACAUGGUGCAGAGCUCCAUGGCUCCCAGAACCAACAUGGACAAAGAACUCAAGGAAGGAAACGUCUACUUGUUAGACUACGCCAUCCUGGAUGGAAUUCCCACAAACACAAUCAAGGGUAAACCUCAGUACAUUGCUGCUCCGCUCUGUCUCCUGUACCAACACCCAGAUAAUGGACUCAUACCUAUUGCUAUACAGUUGGAGCAGACUCCAGGCCUGAACACACCCAUAUUCCUUCCCAGAGACCCGCCUCUUGCUUGGCUGUUAGCUAAGAUAUGGGUGCGUCACGCUGAGUUUCAGGUGUUCCAGGUGCUGUCUCACCUGCUCAGGACUCACCUGGUGAUAGAGGUGUUUUGUGUGGCCACUCUGAGACAGCUGCCUGCUGUACACCCUAUUUAUAAGCUCCUGGCCCCUCAUCUGCGCUACACUCUUGAGAUCAACACUAGGGGGCGCACUCAGCUUAUCUCUGCUGAUGGCAUCUUUAAACGGGUUGUGUCCACAGGUGGUGAUGGCGUGUUGGUCCUGGCUCAGAGGGAGUUUAAGAUGCUCACCUACCGCUCCCUCCAGCCCUACAAUGACUUCAGUGACAGAGGAGUGUCCCGGCUCCCACACUAUUACUAUAGAGAACACAGUCUGAUGUUGUGGGAGGCCAUACACAGUUUUGUCUCUGGUAUGGUGAGCCUGUACUACCAGUCAGAUCAUGAUGUGCAGGAGGAUGUGGAGCUCCAAGCAUGGAUCGGAGACAUAACACAGAAGGGGAUGGCAGAGCUCCCCAGCUUUGGUCUGCCCAAUAAGCUCAGCACCAGAGAGGAACUGUCCACCCUGCUUGCAGUGGCCAUCUUCACCAGUACAGUCCAGCAUGCUGCUACUAACAACGGGCAGGUACUGGCACUCCCACACAUUAUGUUUGACUGGUGUUCCUGGGUCCCCAAUACUCCCUGCACCAUGAGACAACCCCCACCAACUGACAAGGGUGCUACCAUGGAGAUGAUCAUGGCCUCCCUUCCUGAUGUCAGCCAGUCCUGUUUGCAGAUGGCUAUCACAUGGCAUCUGGGGCGAGCACAACCAGAUGCUAUUCCUUUGGGCCAAUACACAGAGGAGCACUUCACUGAAGCACCAGCUGUGGAGCUGAUCAGUGGGUUCAGAACAGAGUUGGAGAAGAUCGAAGCUGAUAUCCUGAGUCAGAAUGAAGGACUGGAGCUGCAGUACCUUUUCCUCCUGCCUAGCCACAUUGAAAACAGCAUCACUAUAUAGAUUUACGGACUACUCUGUGCAUGAUCUGUUUUUAUGUUGACAUAUUUUGUUUUAUUCAAAAAAGUCGUUGUUCGAGGUUGGUUGACAUGGCUUGGUACUGCAUUAUGCAUUUGCACAGUGCAUAAAUGAGUUGAAUGUCACAUCUUGUUAAGGCGUGCAUCCUGUUGCUUGUAGGUGGUGCUAUGAUAUAUGUUGAAUUUUGGCAUGUAAAUGGGGUCACACCAGGUCAUCAAACAUGUUACGUAUUGUGCAGAUUGGACAAGUAGUCAAAUUAGUGGAACUUCUUGUUUCAUAGUGAAAUGGCCACGGGCAUUCUGUUAAAGGAAAACUUGCAUUUAGCACAACUUCGUCGAGGUUGUUUGUUUGCACUUACCAAAUUUGAAGUUGUUAUGAUUAUUCUCUUGGAGAAGUUCAUUAAAGUAGAAUGUCUGCAAAUAUCAAAAAACAGGCAAAAACUGCUCAUUACAAUCAACCAACAUCGCAACAAAAAUGCACAUUUAGAUAUGUUCAUACAGGUGUAACAGGCCAAAUUAACCCCCGCCCAGAUUAAACCUGGGUAUACUUUGGCCCAGGCCAGAGUAUACCCCGGGGAUAAACUGUCCUAGGCCAAACUAUACCCGGGGGUGUAAAAUAGCCUAGGCCAUACUAUACCCCUCCAGGCCAGAGUAUACCCCAGCUUCAAUCUGCAGUCAUCAACAGAACAUGCACUUUAUCUUGAAAACAAGCAUGAUCAUUUUGAUGUUGUUAUCAGUGUUUAACUUUGAACAUUUAUAUUGUAGCGAGGACUUGCUAGUCUUAGAAGUUGAAGUUUCAGGACGUAGUAAUCUUUGAUCUUUGUGGAAGUCUAAUAUUUUUUCUGUUUUUCUGGUUGAAGUAAUAAAAGUCUAUGUUUUAGAGUUUUAAGAUUUAAGUCAGUUAGCUUUCUCACUUAACUUACCUGACAAAGCUGAACCCCCAAUAAAAUGUUGAAAAAUUACUCUCAACACUACUGAUAUCAUGGGGGUAUAAUCUGGCCUGAGGGAUAUGAAUUGGCCUAGGCCUGUUACACCAGGACUCUUUUAAAACAUGCAAAGUUUAGUGCAGAUUGGAUAAUUUAUACUGAAGUUAUACAAACUUCCCCAAUUAUGGCCAAAUAUUGAAAUUCAACGCCACACCACAGACAUGCCCUGGCGGAGUUGGGGGUGGCCUGGGGUGGCCGUGGCCACCUCAUGCUGAAUCUUGGCCACCCUAUUGGCCAACCCAGGCAACACGUCACAGCUGUCAGUGGUUUCCCCUGUGCGGAACCUUCCUGCACUGGCACAGGCACACUGCCGGACACUUAAGUUGCGCAUAUCCUGUGAGUGAUCACCAUAGGCUAAAUUCAUCACUAUGAGCAGUUGAUUAUAUAAAAGAAUGGUAAAUCUUAUUUAUGAUCCCAGAACCUGAGGGGAAAGUAACAGCGCACAGACACACACAGACUCCGCUGCUGUGUGUGUUACGCCCUUAAAAGAGGAGAUAUCAAUAAAGACGCUCAGACACAAUGCUUUCUCUCUGGCAGCUUCAUUGAGAAUAAUAUUAUUUCCAGCAAUAUUUACACAAGUACAAAAAUUCGUACAUAAAUCUCCCAACAAUUAAAUGCAUUUUCUCUCAAUUUCAAGGUCAACUUUCCAAUAGUUUCCUUUCACUUUUCUUUUACAGGCGAGUAAAAAUGGAGUGGAUGAAAUGGAUCUUGGAUUGGAUUUGUUAUUGUCUUAUUGUGUGUUAAACUUGGAUUGCUAAACUUUAGGUGUACUCUUCAUUUAAUUAUGUAGCUAAUAUGUUCCACUUAUAAGUUAAUUUCAUUAUUAAACUUAUUGUGAUAAGUUGAAAAGUUGGCUCUGACUGCAGGUUCAGAUAAAAUGUUAGCCGACUCUGAAGACAUUUUAUAUCCAGUAAUCCAGCGUUGUGUCAAAUAAACCAUUAUCUACAUUA